Kwoniella shivajii is the source of this 999-nucleotide messenger RNA. RefSeq lists its product as uncharacterized. The transcript is spliced from 9 exons. The record is from RefSeq and is a predicted model, not a curated record. Bases 1 to 999 code for a protein of 332 amino acids. Lineage: Eukaryota; Fungi; Basidiomycota; Tremellomycetes; Tremellales; Cryptococcaceae. Gene Ontology annotation, molecular function: NADPH binding; oxidoreductase activity, acting on NAD(P)H.
AUGAAGUGUGUUUUGAUCAAAGACAAGACUGGUCCAGCCGAUAACCUGUAUCUCGGUGAGGAAAAUACACCUGAACCAGGUAAAGGGGAAGUUCAAGUGAAAGCAUUCGGUCUUAAUCGGAUGGAUCUACUUCAGAGAGAGGGCAAAUACCCUUUACCGCCUCAAGCGUCCAAGACAAUCUUGGGAGUAGAGUUCUCGGGUGUAGUUACUAAAUUGGGAGAAGGAAGCAAGACUUGGAAAGAAGGCGAUGAAGUUUAUGGGCUAGCUUACGGUGGAGCAUACGCAGAAUACAUCGUUAAUCCAGAAGGAAUGCUCUUACCCAAGCCCAAAGAGUUCGAUUGGGUAGAAUCUGCUGGUAUACCAGAAGUCUGGAUGACAGCUACCCAAGCUUUGAUGGUUGAAGCUCCAUUGAAAGAAGGUCAUAACGUCUUUAUCCACGCUGGUGCUUCCGGUGUAGGUAUAGCUGCUAUACAAAUUGCCCUACACGUUCUUAAAGCUGGAAAGGUGUUUACGACUUGUGGAUCCGAUGAGAAAGUCGAAUUCUUGAAGGGAUUAGGUCAUAGUGAUAGAUUACAUGUGUUCAAUUACAAGACGCAAGAUUUCGCUGAGGAAUUGAAGAAACAUGCACCGGGAGUAGAUUUGAUAAUUGAUUUCAUUGGAAAGCAAUACUGGAACCAAAAUAUCUCAUCACUAAAAUUAGAUGGCACGAUGCUAUAUCUAGCUUUCAUGUCAGGUCCAGCUUUCCCCGAAGGUGCAAAUCUAGGUCCCAUAUUGGGUAAAAGAUUAACUAUUAAAGGAAGUACUUUAAGAUCUAGAUCGUCAGAGUAUCAACACGAACUGCUUGAAACAUUCAAGAAGAACGUAUUACCUGGUAUACUCAAUAAAGAAUUACAAGUCAAGAUAUACAAGACAUACCCCUGGACAGAUGUCAUUCAAGCUCAUAAGGAUAUGGAAGCUAAUAAGAACAGCGGAAAGCUCGUAUUGGAAGUCACUGAGUGA